GAACUGCUUUUGCACGUACCUAGUUCUAUUUGUCCUCAUUGCACUUCCCCCUGUAUUGCGUAAAUGGAGCAUCGUGGCUAUAUAAUGUUUCGUAGCAAUUUAUCGUUAUCGCAACAAUUUUUCACACGGAAAACAGAAUCGAUUGGCAAACAAAUUUAUGAAUAUAAACAAACACUUGUCACGGGUGCAACAGCGAAGCCGAGAGUCUUGUGGAGAAGUGUUAUUCCUCUUGGUGAAGUAGACCAAGAAGCACUACUCCGAAAAUGAGGGAUUUCAGCAAGGUUCUGGGAGGUAGCCUGCAGGGCACCAGAUCGCGCACUACAUCGGCCAAAUUGCUUGUUUUGAUUCUUGCGUGGGCGUUUGCUCCAGCCGCACGUUGUGGCGACGCGGAAUCUCGUCCGCCGAACGUUGUACUUUUCAUAAUGGAUGAUGUCGGGAUGGGAGACAUUGGAUGCUUUGGUAACGACACGAUCAAGACGCCUAACCUCGACAACUUGGCCCAGGAAGGAGCCAAACUGACACAGCACAUGGCCCUGCCGUUAUGCACGCCCAGUCGAGCUGCGCUGAUAACUGGUCGGCUGCCAGUCCGAUAUGGUAUGGGGGCCGAAGGAAGGAUGAGGGUGUUUAUUUACAUAUCGGCGCGUGGUGGUGUACCUUCUAACGAAACCACGGUUGCCGAAUUAUUGAAAGACGCUGGAUACGCUACGGCCAUGAUAGGCAAGUGGCACUUGGGCAUUUCAUGCACCGAUGAGAAUUCCUGCUCCGAUCCUAAUUCGCAAGGAUUUGACUAUUUCUACGGCCUUCCCAUGACUAACCUACGGGACUGCGGAACGGAGAGCACCGUCUCCUAUGCCUGGGCCAAGCUGCGAAGGGUAUACGCCAAGAUGGCGUACUCGGUACUUGGCGCACUGGCAGCCGCCAUGCUCCUCAAGUGGAUGGAAUUAAUUGGCUACAGGAGCGUUGUGCUGUUCCUGUUUGUAGCCCUCGCUGCCAACGGUUCACUCUUGAUGUACUGGAAGGCAAUCAGGAUCAACUGCGUCCUGAUGGAGAACCGUGAGAUCGUGGAGCAGCCACUCCAGUACGAUCACCUGACCGAGCGCCUGCACAGCCGCGCCGUCCAAUUCAUGGAGAGCCACCAGCAGCAGCCCUUCCUGCUUGUCAUGUCCUUCGUACAGGCUCACACGGCGCUUUACAACAACGACCUGUUCCGCAACCACAGCGUGCACGGCAGCUACGGGGACAACCUGGAGGAGAUGGAUUGGAGCGUCGGGGAGGUUCUGUCGUCACUCAAGAAGCUGGGCCUGGAGAGAAACACCUUUGUGUAUCUGACGUCAGAUAAUGGAGGUCACGUGGAGGAGUUCACAGACGAUGGCGAACGAGAAGGCGGCUGGAACGGAAUCUAUAAAGGAGGCAAAGGUAACACAUGGGAGGGUGGCAUCCGAGUUCCUGCCAUCGUCAAACUGCCUGGCGUCAUCCCGCCAGGCACCGUGGUGUCUCAACCCACCCACCUACCGGACGUCUUACCAACAGUGGCCCGAGUCACCGGAGUCAAGCUGCCCACUGACAGGAUCUUCGAUGGUCGGGACCUCAUGCCAUUACUGACUAACGACAGUAGCGAGAUGACACAUGAGUUUAUGUUCCAUUACUGUGGAGUCUUCAUCAACGCGGUGCGGUACACGCCAGAAGGGGGUGACACCACGUACAAGGUUCACUACACAACCAGUCGUCUCAUUCCGGGGCCCCAUGGCGUGCUGGGCUGCUUCCAAACCUACACGUGUGAUUGCACGGGCUGGAGCACGGACCAGCACGACCCGCCCCUAGUGUACGACCUAACCAGGGACCCCUCGGAGGCUAGCCCGCUGGACAGCAAGGUCCCAAUAGUCGUAGAGGUCAUCGGCAAGGUGGAGGAGGCGGUGUCCAGACACCGUUUGACGAUUCCCGAGCAGCAGUCGCAUCAGUUCAGCGUUCUGCAGACGUUCCCCCGUCCCUGGGAUCGCCCGCGCUGUGGGAGCUUUCCCUUCUACACCUGCACCGAUCCGUAUCUGAAUCAUUUUAAAGCUGACAAGAAAAAGACUCCAAGAUAGUAUAUAUUUUGGAUUCCAUUUAUU
Messenger RNA from Patiria miniata (bat star), 2108 nucleotides. RefSeq names its product steryl-sulfatase-like. Gene Ontology annotation, molecular function: arylsulfatase activity. The transcript has 6 exons. The record is from RefSeq and is a predicted model, not a curated record. Bases 264 to 2084 code for a protein of 606 amino acids. Lineage: Eukaryota; Metazoa; Echinodermata; Asteroidea; Valvatida; Asterinidae.